Myzus persicae (green peach aphid) is the source of this 1852-nucleotide messenger RNA. RefSeq names its product putative carboxypeptidase RC0549. The record is from RefSeq and is a predicted model, not a curated record. The transcript has 2 exons. NCBI's taxonomy places the organism in Eukaryota, Metazoa, Arthropoda, Insecta, Hemiptera, Aphididae. Bases 355 to 1425 code for a protein of 356 amino acids.
UAUACAUGGACAUAUUAUGGUAUACAUCGAAAACUCGAAUGUUGGAAAAUGCUGCAGCAGUACGGUUAUGGUAUAGGUACAAACAUUGAACAGUCGCGAUUCAUUCGUUUCUCGUUUUAGUUUGCAUAAUAAUAUAUUAUGUUAUUAUCAGAAUAAAUCAUUUUUCAUAUGUUUUGGAAUUUAGGCAAGUGGUUUAUUUUUCUGCGUGCAUAUAUAAAUAUAUUUAUAUAUGUAUAAUUAUAUAACAUAUUCUACUAUCCAGAAGUCUAAGCUCGUGUCAUUUGUGGUUCCCGUCGACUGAAAUGUAUACCUGUGUUGUUUGUUUUUAAUUACAUAUUUAUUGUUGCAACGUCCAUGUAUAGUCUGCAUACGUCGCGUCAUAAUAUGAGCGGUGCAGCAGUCGGCAUAGCGAACAACUGCAGUGACAGCAACGGGACUACCGUGCGCGUGCGCGUGAUCGCGCCGUCGUCCAUGGGCAAAUCUUCGAACCUGGAGGUGUUCAGGAGAUUCUUAAGGGACGCAGGCAUGACGGCGCACGUCGAUGACUCGAUAUACCGGGCUGGCGCCGAUCUAUUCUACGCGAAUACCGACCAGUUCCGGGCGGCCGACCUAGUGGACGCGCUGACGGACAGCAGUACGGUGGUGUGGUGUGCUCGAGGAGGAGAAGGCGCGUCCCGGUUGAUACCGUACUUGGAGGCGUUGCCUGCGGACCGGAAGCAGAGGAUCCGGGACGCCCGGAAAACACUGGUCGGUUACAGCGAUGCGACGGCACUGCACGUGUACCUACAGACGGUGUACGGGUGGCAGACGGUUCACGGCACAAUGUUGGAAAUGAUCGCCAAUGGCACGGUGGACAGGCGAUCGGUAGACGCACUGGUGGCCCUGUUGACCGGCCGAUCAGACCGAGUCCGGUACGAAUUGCGGCUGAUCUCUACCAACGGCCGCGGCCUCCGGGACGGGCUCUCGCUGAGGUCCAAGAUUGCGGGCGGCAACUUGACGCUAGUCGAGAACUCGCUGGGCACAUCUUGUGGCUUCCGUGGUGACGGUAAAAUCGUGUUCUUGGAAGACGUGCGCGUCCAACCGUACUCGUUGGAACGAAGCCUCGAUCACAUGAAACUGGCAGGCGUGUUCGACGGCACCACAGCCGUCGUGUUUGGUUCGUUCAAUGUGCACGAGCGGCCCAUGAGUAGCUUAAACGAUGGACCUUCGUCGGACGACCACCUGACAGCCUUGGUGUUCCAGCGGUUCGCGGCUUCUGUACCGUUUCCCGUCUUCAACGUCGAUGGCAUAGGUCAUAGUUUCGUCAACAACCCGCUGCCGCUCAACACUGAAGCCACAGUGGUGGGACCGACGCGGUUCGACGACGCCUCCGAAACAUCGUCUUACACCCUGACCGUCGACAACGUCUAUUAUAAGAAUACCUAACCUAACCAUAGUCAACCAUCUGCACCACUUGACCAGCAGCUUAGUCCGCAGGUGUAGCUCUCACAGGCGGGGGCUGAGUUAUGGGGCAUGCCACUGAGGCAUGAUUCGAAGCUGCAGUGACUCUGAAAAAAAGCCAAUACUUAAUACUAUACCCCGAAGAAUACAUGGUUCUUACUUCUUUUAUAAGCAACUAUAAUAUUGUCAAACUACUCUAUAAAAAUAAAUUAAAAAUUUCAUUUCAAAAGAAUUACCUAGGAAACUAGAUAUUGAAGAAGUUAUACACAUAUGCUAUUGUCUUUGUUAUCUAGUUAAAAACCCUUGUGCUGGGACAAGUCAAACUUUGUUUCACAUAAAAAGUUACUAUAGUUGUAUUAAAAAUUUGAUAUUUAAUUUACUACUUAUUACAAUAAAUAUUAAAUCAUGAUUA